AGAGAGAGAGAGAGAGAGGGACAGAUGGACGACUCAAUUGGGAAAUUCUGCAAAACCCUAGCGAGUUUCUGCAAUCACCUACAAAGCAGCUGUGACGCCCUCAAACAGUCCGUUGAACGCCGUCCUAUCCCUCUUGACUCUGCUUCGUCGACGUUCGUUCAAUGCCUGAACCGUAAAGUCUCAUCAACCAACAGUGACCUAAACUUGCUGGAAUCGAUGUCGUUCGGAACGGUGUCGUUCGAGGAGUUAUUGGGUCACUGCAAUGAGGUUUACAAGAAGAACCAGAGUGAUAUUGUGGAAUUGGGGGACCGUCUCAAGGGCUUCGGAUACAAUCCCGAAGGAUUUGAGAUUGAUGAAGAAGAAGAGUUUAAUGAUAAUUCAUCUCCUCCUCGUGGGAUGGACUUGAAGAAAACAGAAGAGGACCCUUUGUAUCCUUUUUCUCGGUAUGUAGUUUUGAUUUGCGUGCUUGGUAGCUGAGAAAACUGAAUGCAGUUGCCACAACUAUUCUGCUAAGUUGGG
Molecule: messenger RNA, 519 nt
Organism: Ilex paraguariensis (yerba mate)
Lineage: Eukaryota; Viridiplantae; Streptophyta; Magnoliopsida; Aquifoliales; Aquifoliaceae
Source: the annotation of a GenBank genome assembly